AUGUACGUCGUGCCCAAGAUCGAACUGGACGACACGAUCAAAGAAAUCAAGAAACUCGCCUUGCAAAUCAGACACAAGAAAGCCAUCAUCAAAGAUGAAGCAAGAAUCAACAAGCAAAGCAGAAAACCCGUCAUGCCGCGUACCGCCGGCGCUAAAGUUAGAGAUCGCUCCGUCAGCAAGCUCAGGGAAGAUAUGGAGAAUCUUGGGGUUGAUAUGUCAAACACUGAAGAAGCACAUUUCACCAAAACGAAACCAAGAGCUAGGUCUGUUGGACAGCCAGUUAAGAAUAUGCGCAUGGAAGUUUCUUCCAGUGGAAGCACUACAGUUACUAAAAAGACCCCCAACAAGAAUAGGUCGCUGUCUAGGACUCCAAGAAAUGAACUUGGUGUCAAGGAUGGUAUAGAGCUUGGUACAGUACAGGACAAAUCUGAGCGGUUGCAGCCGAUGCAUCACUUAAGAGUCCUCCUGCUAAUCAAGCAUAGUGCAAACCGGUGUCGGUCCGGUGGGGCUGUGGAAAGAGCGUCGACCACCAGCACCAAUACCGUCGUCGUAACUGUUGUCGCCUCCUGA
This is a messenger RNA of Brassicogethes aeneus, 570 nucleotides long. Lineage: Eukaryota; Metazoa; Arthropoda; Insecta; Coleoptera; Nitidulidae. The record is from the annotation of a GenBank genome assembly.